CAUUCAGUCGGGCGGGACGUUGAAUGGCGUGUGUUUGGCGGCGGGAAUGGAGGAAAUAGACAGCGAGAGGGGACGAGUCUAGAGCAAGGGCGUUCCGAAAAGCUGCUGCUCUGGACUUCUCCUGGUUUUCUCAUACAAUGAACAUACUGAACAGGAUUGAACUACCAAGAUUGACAGAUGUGUUUUGCUAAUGGGUGUGAGCAAGCUAGAUGUCUUAUAUAGGCGUCUACUUCUCACUAAGCUUUUCAUUCAAGGAUGGGGAAGACCAGAAGACUUAAAAAGAAUAUUUGAAUUCAGAAAGAUUAUUGGAAACAGGGAAAAAUGUCAAAAUCUUGUUCCAAGGGAUUAUCCUGUGCACAUUAAUAAGGUUGAGGAGCAAUCAGAAUGCAAGAUCCUUGAUGGACACUUCAUUUCUCCUUUGGCGCAUUAUGUUCCUGAUAUCAUGCCAUCAGAAUCAAUUACUGCAAGGUUUCAAUUUAUAGUACCAAAGAAAUGGAACAGCAAGUACAAACCUGUUUGUAUUCAUUUAGCAGGCACUGGAGAUCAUUACUUUUGGAGAAGACGAACCUUAAUGGCCCGUCCAAUGAUCAAAGAGGCCUGUAUGGCUUCAUUAUUGUUAGAAAACCCCUAUUAUGGGUACAGAAAACCUAAGGAUCAAUUAAGAUCCUGUCUAAAAAACGUCUCUGACCUAUUUGUGAUGGGAGGAGCUCUUGUACUAGAAUCAGCAGCUGUUUUGCAUUGGCUGGAAAAAGAAGGAUAUGGACCUUUAGGGAUGACAGGCAUAUCCAUGGGAGGACACAUGGCAUCAUUAGCAGUAUCAAAUUGGCCUAAACCAUUGCCACUAGUUCCUUGUCUCUCCUGGUCUACAGCCUCUGGUGUUUUUACUACGGGUGUAUUGAGUAAGGCAGUGAACUGGAGAGAACUAGAGAAACAGUAUUAUACUCAGAGUGUUUAUGAAGAAGAAAUAAUUCAAAUGCUUGAAUAUUGUGGAACAGAUUCAUUCAAGAUGGGACAAGACUUUGUUAAAAAUUCUCCAAGCAGUGUGGACAGCUUGAGUAAUCUGGAUCUCAACUCCGGUAUUCUGAACCUGGAUAUUGGAGGCAAAGUUAUUUCUUCAGAAGUGGGUCACUGCCUUAGUACCAACAGAAGUAAUCUAAGUACUUCAGCAGAAGGAUUGUUGGUGCAAGAUGCACCCAAAAUGCAGUGCAUAAACCAGACAUUUUCAACCAGCAGCAGUAAUACUAACUUUUCCAGUGAACAAAAGCACCUGAUAAGUGGAAAAAGUGACAGUUUACAAAGGGAAUCAUUACGAUUCAUGAAAGGAGUAAUGGAUGAAUGUACUCAUGUUGCUAACUUUUCAGUUCCAGUUGACCCCACACUGAUUAUAGUUGUUCAAGCUAAGGAAGAUGCCUAUAUUCCAAGAACUGGAGUGCGUAGCCUUCAAGAAAUUUGGCCAGGAUGUGAAAUCAGAUACUUGGAUGGAGGCCAUGUUAGUGCUUAUCUCUUCAAACAAGGAUUGUUCAGGCAAGCCAUAUACGAUGCAUUUGAACGUUUUGUUCAGAAAUAUUUGGCAUAGUCCCCUUCUGUUGAAUUGUUCCAUGUACUGUCACUUUCUUGCGUGGAUCCUGAUAUUAACGUCAUGAAGAGAACAAACCUAUCAUUGGUUCACUUAAGUCAUCUACCCAAUGGCUUAUUCAACAGUAAUUCAUUAAUAAGAAUGUAAUCAAACAUAACUUUUUAAAGUUGGAUUUGUUGCUGCUAAAGUGAUUUUUAAAAAAUUGUUAAUACCGGUGUCUUAAAUUUGCAAAAUGUUUUGAUUAAAAAUUAAUAUGAUUUGGAAAGUUCAUACACCCAUAGAAAAGAGACCAAUACAGUAUAGACAAAUUUCAGCUUGUAUACUUCUUUUUGCUACACUAUUUUACUAGAAUCCAAAGAAGUAGGAGCAUUGCAUUACAGCAAUAUAAUACUAGCUCCUAAAGGGAAAAAAAUAAUAUAAAUUAGGCUUAACAUAUUGGAAGUUUUUUCCCCCUCGAACUGUUAAGAUACUCUAUAUUCUAGUUUGAGUUGUGAUCACAUGCAGACCCAAUAUCCAGAUUUAAUGUUUUUUCCACUUCAGCUUGAUGAGUAAAUUUGGUGUACUUACUAAUUUUCCUGUAGCCUAUUAUUGGUUUCAUUACGUGCUCAUUUUAAGUAAUUGAUAGCAAUAAUUUGUGCCUUAAAAAAAAGACAGGGAAAAGAUGUACAUCUCCUGUUCAAUUGAUUGAGCAACAAAAACUGAAAUAAAGUGUGAAGCUUCUGUAAA
Messenger RNA from Candoia aspera, 2302 nucleotides. RefSeq names its product abhydrolase domain containing 18 (gene ABHD18). The record is from RefSeq and is a predicted model, not a curated record. The coding region runs from base 191 to 1576 and encodes 461 amino acids. Lineage: Eukaryota; Metazoa; Chordata; Lepidosauria; Squamata; Candoiidae. The transcript is spliced from 14 exons.